UCUACGCAACGAAGAAGACGUUCGCGGUGGUUUUAAUUCAAACAUUUGUCUGGUAUUGAAUGUUCUUAUAGGACCAGAUUAUGAAUUUUCGAGGGAGAGUGUUCCUGCUCCUGGCGAACCAGAUUUCAGUUGCUAUCAUGAUUACAAUAAAUUAAUCCUGGCAAUCGAGAUCAAGAAAGUACAUAUUUUAAAAGGCAUCAAUGAACAGACAUUACCAGAGUUUUAUGAAACAAAUUCUAAUGUAAAGAAGGUAAUUCAGCAAGUUUAUAACUAUAUUACCGAUAACCAACUUCAAUAUUCUAUACUUUCCACCUAUGACCACCACUGGUUUAUACGUCGACCGAGUGAGGCGCCAGCAACGCUUUAUAUUUCAGAAACGCUUCCAUUACAGUCGACUUCUCCACCCGUACUCAAGGCUUAUGCAUAUAUAGCUUUGCAAGCAAGAGAUCAUCCCGAUUCUCUCAACCCUAAAAUAAUUUUGGAGAAAGACAAAAAAUUGAACGUUACAAAUGAACGCGUUGAUCGUGUUACUCGAUCAAUGGUCUCAGGAAAAGACUCAAAUAAAGCAUCAUCUUCCAACAACUCGGCAAAAAUGCCAAAUCAACGGAAUUUUAGCUUUGCGGACUUUAAGUUUAAGCGUAUAUUAGGCCAAGGACGAAGUGGAAAGACACUCCUAUCUGAAUUCC
Messenger RNA from Ambispora gerdemannii, 686 nucleotides. Lineage: Eukaryota; Fungi; Glomeromycota; Glomeromycetes; Archaeosporales; Ambisporaceae. The record is from the annotation of a GenBank genome assembly.